AUGCUGCGACGAAAACCAACCCGCCUGGAGCUGAAACUUGAUGAUAUUGAGGAAUUUGAGAGCAUUCGAAAGGACCUGGAGACCCGUAAGAAACAAAAGGAAGAUGUGGACAUUGUAGGAGGCAGUGAUGGAGAAGGUGCCAUUGGACUCAGCAGUGAUCCCAAGAGCCGGGAACAAAUGAUUAAUGAUCGAAUUGGUUAUAAACCCCAACCAAAGCCCAACAGUCGUUCAUCUCAAUUUGGAAAUUUUGAGUUUUAG
Molecule: messenger RNA, 258 nt
Organism: Rangifer tarandus platyrhynchus (Svalbard reindeer)
Lineage: Eukaryota; Metazoa; Chordata; Mammalia; Artiodactyla; Cervidae
Source: the annotation of a GenBank genome assembly